Molecule: messenger RNA, 1590 nt
Organism: Penicillium maclennaniae
Lineage: Eukaryota; Fungi; Ascomycota; Eurotiomycetes; Eurotiales; Aspergillaceae
Exons: 5
Coding region: 1-1590 (529 amino acids)
Biological process (GO): transmembrane transport
Cellular component (GO): membrane
Molecular function (GO): transmembrane transporter activity
Source: RefSeq, a predicted model, not a curated record
AUGUCUGCUGAGGGACAAGCCCGACCACUAAGGAAUGGUUCAUCCCAGGGGUUACCUACUCCCCCAGCAGGUCAACCAGUGUUUGAACAACUCUCAUCAUCAAGGAACACCAAGUCCCGCAGGGUUGCAAUUACUACGUUGCUCGUCUUAGCAAAUCUUGUCCAGAUGACUGUCAAUUUUGCCGGCAUUGCUGGUGGUAGUCGACUGAGUCAAUCCAUGGGAGUUGACAAAACAUACGCCUCUUGGAUUGGAGCAAGUUAUCCAAUGACCCAAGGUACAUUGGUUCUGAUCAGUGGUCGACUGGGAGAUGUCUAUGGACACAGAGAGCUUCUGCUCGCUGGCGGUGCAUGGCUCAGCAUUACCACAUUAGCCAGUGCCUUUUGUAACCAUACCUUUUUUGCUUUCGUCAUAAUGCGAGCUCUUGGAGGCUUAGGGGGUGCCUUUAUCAUGCCCAAUGCAGUAGCCAUGAUCUCGAGCACCAACCCUCCUGGUCGUGUGCGAAACCUCAGUCUGAGUUUCUUUGCUGCAUCUGCGCCCAUAGGUGGUUAUUUCGGGGCAUUGUUCCUCGGUGCAUUCAUGGAGAAAGCAGAAUGGAAGUGGUUUUUUGUGUUUAUAGCCGGUCUCGGUGUUGUCACUUCCCUUGCCAUUUGGGCACUCAGCUCUUGCGAGACUCCAGUUGACCAGCAUGGCAAGAUAGACGUUGUGGGUUCUGCUCUAGGUGUUGGCUCAUUGGUUCUAUUUAACUUUGUUUGGAAUCAAGCUCCUAGUGUCGGAUGGCAAACACCCUACGAGGUUGCCCUCCUCAUCCUAUCGAUCUUUCUCUUCUGUGCAUUUCUUGUCUGGGAAAAGCGAUAUACUGCCUAUCCAAUUAUGCCGCUUGAGAUUUUCAAAGCACCAUGCUUCCUUGUCGUUAUCCUUGUUGUGCUUCUCAACUAUAUGGCAGUCGGAACUCUGAUCUGGUACCAAGUCCUGUGGUUGCAAGAGGUUUGGAAGUGGACUCCCCUUCAAUUUGCAGUUGGAUGGACCCCGUUCGUCAUCUGUGCCACGGCAGCCGCCUGUCUUGCUGCUUGGCUGGUUCCUCGCGUGUCAGCCCAGUGGAUUUUAGCAAUUGGAACCUGCACGAUCUUGGCUUCGAAUGCACUGAUGGCGACUGUUCCGCUUCAUCAAAGCUACUGGGCCCAGAUUUUCCCCUCUGUUGUGUUCUUUGCUUUCUGUCCUGACUUGGUGUAUACCGCUGGACAGAUCAUUGCUAGUAAUUCUGUUCGCCGACACCAGCAAGGUAUCGCAGGCUCUAUUAUUGGCACAUUGAAUCUCUACGGGAAUAGUCUUGGAUUGGGGUUCGCUUCCACUAUAGAGGUUCAAAUCACCAAAAGUUCGGGAAGCCAGGUCUUGGGCUACCGAUCGGCACUCUACUUUGGUGUUGCAAUUAGUAUUCUAGGCCUCAUAUUGGAUGUCGGGUUUGUUAGACUGGUGAAAGAUGAUCGUGAGGGAUGGAGUGAAGAAGACCGCAUGCAGAUUCAUGAGAUGGAGCUUGCUAAUCUUGCUGAGACCACUGGUGCUGAUCGUCUUGCAGCAAUCGGAAGAUUGUGA